AUGACGGCAUCAUCAGUAGUACGAUCCUACCAGGAGACUCGAACACAACGACGGAUGGACCCGACGCGGCAUCGGUUCCAAACGAAAAUGUCGUUGAGUUUGACCGCGUUUGCACUGGUGGGUUUGACCGUCUUGUCUCUGUGCUUCUCUUCUUCCAAUAGUAGUCAACAACACCGCCAAUUGGAAGACAAUAUUUUUGUCCACGACGACUAUUCCGGCAAUUCCUGUCAUGAUCUCUUUACGGUCGCCCCCGACAGUCGAGAAGAUCAAUGCACAUUUGCCCGCACGUGCAACGAUGGCGCCGGCAUUUGGUUGCCCUUUGUCUUUUGUUCCAAACGGCUCAGUCCCACAGCUGUCUGCGCCAUGCUUAGUCCCUUUGUCAUUCUCUGGUUGAUCUUGAUGUUUCGCUUGUUGGGGUCGACGGCGGAAGAUUAUUUCAGUCCCAGUCUGGAAUACUUUUCCGUCAAGGCCAAGUUGCCUCCUCGCUUUGCCGGUGUGACGCUGUUGGCGUUGGGCAAUGGAGCGGCCGAUGUCAGUGCGACCAUCAAUGCCGUCACUUCGGAUAUGAAAAAUGGAUAUCAAAUGAGUUUGGGAGCAUUGACCGGUGCUGCCAUGUUUGUGGGAGGAGUCGUUAGUGCGGUUGUGAUUCUUGUGGCCGGUGGAGUGCCAUGUCGAGGAGCACUGGUACGAGAUGUUCUCAUGCUAUUCUUGACCAUGAUUGUCAUUUGGGUGCAUUUUGCAACGGGCGAAAUUGGACCGGAAGCCAUUUCGCUAUUUUUGAGUUUGUACGGUAUUUUUGUCUUGGUAGUCCUGGUGGCCGAUGCCUAUCAUCGCGGCGUCGUAUUGCCACGACAGGCACUGCAAGAUCAUGAAUCCGAACGAGAACGACAAAUGCAAGCGGCCGAAGAAAUUCAUGAAUUGGCGUCGGGCAGUGGCACCAACUUGGAAAUACAACAGCCCCCACCACCACAACAACAACAACCCGCACCGACGGCAUUGGGCAAUGUCCUUUCCGCACUCAGCAAUUACGAUCGUACUCCGGCCAACGAAGGAUGGGGUGUGGGCGCCGAUGAAAUUGGACAAGAACGACCCGUCAUGCUCCAUGGAGCCAGAGGCAUUAUUCGAGGAGAUCCCAAUGAACGACCACCUCUAGAGGGAGACGAGCAUGGGACCCCCUAUUCCGUCUUGGAAGACGCACAGGAUCGGAUUUGUGCCGAACCAGGACCGGCGGGAGGAUCCAUCUCGUACAAUUGGCCAGCGGCGUUUGAAGAAGGAAAACAGGAAAUCUUGGAUCAUGCACAUCAAGUGUGGGACGAUAUUGCCUACAAUGGAGACAUUCACUGGGCGGAGAAGGGAAUGUUGUUUUGUGAAUUGCCGUUUACCUUUUUGCGGCAGGUGACAGUCCCGAUCCCCUGCGACGGCUAUUACUGCCGUGGUCUGGUGUCACUUUCCAUGGCAGUAUCACCGAUUUAUCUAGGUUUGUAUUUGUGGGCCGAACAUGGCGUCCCACUCUUUACCUGGGAGGUCAUGUUCUACAUGGGAGUUCUUUGGGCCGUCGCCAUUGGAAUGGGGGCAUUGGUGCUUCGAUAUGCACCGGCUGGAGAAGGUAACAUGGCCUUGUUUGCGGCCACUCCGAUUGCCUUGUACGGGUUCAUUAUUGGAGCAAUGUGGGUCGAUGCCAUUGCCGAUCAUUUGGUCAAUAUGCUGGAUUUUAUCGGAAUUCUCUUGCGAAUUCCAGGACCCGUCAUUGGGUUGACAAUUCUUGCGUGGGGAAACUCCGUGGCGGAUUUGAGUGCCAAUGUCGCCAUGGCACGAAAGGGUUUGGCCAACAUGGCCAUGACGGCAUGUUUUGCUGGUCCCGUCUUUAAUCUCUUGAUUGGGCUGGGUCUUGGCUUUUACUCUCUUGGCGCCAAGGAAGGAACGAGCUCAAUACCGGUUGAAAUCACCGGUUCCGUCCGGGCUGGUUUUAUCUUUGUCAUGUUGAACUGUACCGCCAUUGUGGGAGUGGGUGUUUUCCUUUGCCACGGUCGCAUCCCAAAGCAACAUGGAUACUUGGCACUAAGCCUAUAUUCCGUCUACGUGAUAACGUCGAUUGCCCUGGAAUACACCAAGAAGUGAGGGAUGCAGCAGUCAGAGACGACAAUCCUGAGUUUGCAACGGCGCCAGAGAGAAAUGAAAUGAAAGAGAGGCGCCAGUAUGCAGACUUAUGCAGACUUGGUCCUUGUUGUGGUCCACCAUAUCUGAGCAGGAUCCACUAGACUGGACAAGCAACACUCUUGGCCUCGCACUCAUUCAGUCCGUUCUGGGUCGGUCGAGGCGCACACAUCAAACUGGACUGCCUUUCCGAUGUUCUACCGUAUUUCA
Messenger RNA from Seminavis robusta, 2364 nucleotides. NCBI's taxonomy places the organism in Eukaryota, Bacillariophyta, Bacillariophyceae, Naviculales, Naviculaceae. The record is from the annotation of a GenBank genome assembly.